AUGUUAUUAUCAUUUUUACUUUUAACUCCUAUACUAGGUGUAUUUGCAAUAUUAUUUAAUAAAGAUAGUGGAGCAUCGUCAGCAAACAUAAAAUCCAUAGCUUUAAUUACAUCUAUCUUAAAUUUCUUUAUAUCUUUAGUCAUUUUCAUUUUAUUUGAUUUUAGUACAAACCAAUUUCAAUUUGUGCAAGAGUAUCGUGAUAUAAGUUAUUUUGAUUUAUAUCUAGGUGUUGAUGGUCUAUCUAUAUACUUCAUUUUAUUAACUACACUAAUUAUACCUAUCUCAUUAGUAUCUAACUGAAAAUCAAUAACAAAAGAUGUAGAAUCUUAUGUUAUUGCAAUACUAUUGUUAGAGAGUCUAUUAUUGGCGGUUUUCUUAGUAUUAGAUAUUUUACUCUUUUAUAUUUUUUUUGAGAGUAUUUUACCACCAUUAUUCAUACUAAUAGGUCUAUUUGGAUCUGAUAAUAGAGUAAAAGCUAGUUUUUAUUUAUUUUUAUAUACGCUGUUGGGUUCUUUAUUUUUAUUACUGUCUAUAUUGGCAAUGUCAUCUAUUAUGAGUAACACAGAUUUAGACACUCUUUUUAAAGGAAAUUUUCUUUAUUUAACGCAACUUUUCUUAUUUUAUGGUAUUUUUAUAGCUUUUGCAGUAAAAACUCCUACAAUCUUUUUAAACACAUGACUUCUAAAGGCCCAUGUUGAGUCACCUUUAGGAGGAAGUAUUAUUUUAGCGGCAAUUGUUCUUAAAUUAAGUUUAUAUGGGAUACUAAGAUUAAUCUUACCUAUAUUACCUAAGGCCUAUAUGGUAUAUACUUACAUCAUAUUCCUAAUAGGAGUUAUUACUAUAAUAUACGCCAGUCUUAGUACAUUAAGAACAAUAGAUGUUAAAGAACUUAUAGCGUAUAGCUCUGUUUCUCAUGCUGCAGUUUACCUUCUAGGUGUGUUCAGUAACAGCAUACAAGGAAUUGAAGGUGCUAUAAACUUAGGGUUGGCUCAUGGAUUAGUGUCACCUGGUCUAUUUAUUUCUGCAGGAGGGGUAUUAUAUGAUAGAGCUUCUACAAGAGUAAUAUCUUUCUAUAGAGGAGUUACUCAACUAAUGCCUUUAUUUUCUAUACUGUUCUUUAUAUUAUGUCUAGCUAACUGUGGAGCACCUCUAUCUUUAAACUUUAUAGGAGAAUUUUUAUCAUUAUACGGUGUAUUCGAAAGAUCAUCGCUAUUUGGUGUUUUUGCAAGUUCUUCUAUAAUCUUUUCUGCAGCCUAUACUAUCUAUAUGUAUCAAAGAAUAGCAUUUGGAGGUGUUUAUUCAAGAAUGUUUACUUUUAGCCUACCAGACUUAACUAAAAGAGAAUUUACAGUUUUAUUACUAUUAGUAAUACCUACCGUAUUCUUUGGUAUUUAUCCUGCAGCUAUAUUAGACGGUGUGCACUAUUCAGUUUCAACGUUAAUUUACGCUUUAGAUUCUUCUGUUAUUAGCUGUGAUGCACCUAGAAAUUGAGCACAUUACUUCCCUGAUACAAGUCAACCCGCCUUUUAUCAUGGUUGUUUUGCAUCAUUAUUUUGAAUAAUCCUUACAAUUAUAGCUAUUAAAAAUAAAACAGAAAUAAAAAGUAUUUACCAUAGAAAAGGUAAACUGUUUUUAUAUUUUAUAUUUGCUAAUUUAUCCGUAGCCUUUGUUAUAAAUAUCAUAUAUGCUUUAAUUAUGUUACAUAAUUUAGUUUGUGUAAUCGAACAUUUUACACUAUUUAAUCCUUCAUCUGAUGCAGAGGUAGAACAAUUCGCUGACUUAUACUGUAUGGACUAUCAUCCAACAGUAGAAGGUUCUUCUGUAGUGAAAGGAGGGUAUAAUGUGUCAUUAAGUUCUAUAGGUGGAAGUUCUAUAGGUGGAAGUUCUAUAGAUGAAAGUUCUACAGAUGACUCGGGUCCUGGAUCACCAGGUGCUUCCUCAGUUGGUAGCUAUAAUCCAGCACCGGGAAGUCUUCAGGAGGAGGUUCAAUUAUUUAAAACCUCUGGCCAUAUCCACCCGAGUGCACCAGAAUUACAUAAGGAAUUUGAUGCCGACCCGAAGAAAAUAUUUGAGCAUUCUGUUGCUCUUAUAGCCGAAGUAGAGGCAGAGAGAGAUGAAUUGCUAGAUAAAAUAGCUAGUGAGCAAAACCAAAACAAUAUCGAGGAGGAUGAAAUUGGUCUUCUUAAAGAUGAUGCAAACAUAGGAGCUAAAAAAAUUACAGAUAGUAUUAAAGAAACUAACGACGUAGCCGUAGAUUCUAUUGAUGAUACUUCGGACACAGAAGAGUUUAUAUUUAAUAAAAGAAAACCUUAA
This is a messenger RNA of Parastagonospora nodorum SN15, 2313 nucleotides long. Lineage: Eukaryota; Fungi; Ascomycota; Dothideomycetes; Pleosporales; Phaeosphaeriaceae. The record is from the annotation of a RefSeq genome assembly.